Molecule: messenger RNA, 336 nt
Organism: Suhomyces tanzawaensis NRRL Y-17324
Lineage: Eukaryota; Fungi; Ascomycota; Pichiomycetes; Serinales; Debaryomycetaceae
Gene: RPC11
Product: DNA-directed RNA polymerase III core subunit
Exons: 1
Coding region: 1-336 (111 amino acids)
Biological process (GO): DNA-templated transcription; termination of RNA polymerase III transcription
Cellular component (GO): RNA polymerase III complex
Molecular function (GO): zinc ion binding; nucleic acid binding; DNA-directed RNA polymerase activity
Source: RefSeq, a predicted model, not a curated record
AUGUUGUCGUUUUGCCCCAACUGCUCCAACAUGUUGUUGAUCCGCCAGGGGGAGGACGGAUGUAACCAGUUCUACUGCGCCACUUGUCCGUACGAGUUCAAAAUCAACGGGUUCCAGAUGUUUGACAGAAAGGACUUGGCCAGAAAGGAAGUCGAUGAUGUAUUGGGAGGAGAAGGUUUCUGGGAUAACGUGGACCAAACCGCAGCACAGUGUCCUAGAGACAGCUGUGGAGGCACAAAGGCAUAUUUCUACCAGUUGCAAAUCCGUUCUGCGGAUGAGCCUAUGACUACGUUCUACAAGUGUGUGAAAUGUGGAGAGAAGUGGAGAGAAAACUAG